AUGCUCUCUCAGCGAGUUGUCCGGGCUUCCGCCCUCCGCAGCGGUAUGUCCGCUGCUCAGCGACUCCCCAUGAUUCAACGACGAGGCUUUCUGCCCCCCCAGUACUCUGACCCCAAGGUCUUGGACGCCAAGUACCCUGGCCCGCCUUCUCUGACGGCCGCUCAGGACCCCGAGAUGAACGGAGGAUACAUCAACCCUCCGGCCAUCAAGCGCCAGCACCGCGACCCCUACGCUGAUUGGUGGGACCCUCAAGAGCGCCGCAACUUCGGCGAGCCGAUUCACGAGGACAACGAUGUGCUCGGCAUUUUCUCCCCGUACGACUACACCUGGACGACACCUGGCCCCGGCCUCAUCAUGAUUGGUACAUUUGUCGCGACGGUCCUUGGUGUUUCAGGUCUCAUCUACCUCAACUAUCCCGAUAAAGUGGCCUACCCGAGGACGUUUGAGGGCGGCUUGGAACGCGAACUGGGUGGACCUGGUGCCGUGAGGGCUAGGAAGGAUGGUGACGAGGAUCCGUGA
Geosmithia morbida is the source of this 519-nucleotide messenger RNA. Its product is annotated as NADH dehydrogenase (ubiquinone) 1 beta subcomplex subunit 8. NCBI's taxonomy places the organism in Eukaryota, Fungi, Ascomycota, Sordariomycetes, Hypocreales, Bionectriaceae. The record is from RefSeq and is a predicted model, not a curated record. Bases 1 to 519 code for a protein of 172 amino acids. Gene Ontology annotation, cellular component: mitochondrion. The transcript has 2 exons.